CUGUUACUUCUUCAUUCGCUUUGGCCAUGGGCGGCACUCUGUCGUCGAAACACUCGAAAAUUACCUUUGCCACGCCGGACGGCAGCGUCGGCAUCACACCCGGGUUUGCGCAAAAGUAUGCGCGGCACAUGCCAUUCGACAUCAAGACGCCAGUGCUCACGCCGCGCCACGUGGAAUUGAUCAAAGCCAACUGGUCCGCCGUGUGUGCGGGCACGUCUGCGUUCGACGUGGAACAGCACGGGUCCCCAGACAAGUUUUUCCACCGGACGUUCUACGCGACGCUGUUCAAAGCCGAUCCGUCGUUGCGGGGGAUCUUCCGUUCUAGCCUCACGUUGCAGGGCAAAUCACUGGCGUCUAUCAUCAAAGUCAUGACGGGGGUCGUGUCUGCCAGCAACCUUGUCGAGCGCAUGCAAGCGCUGGCGUCCGGUCACCUCAAGUUUGGCGUCAAGCGACAAGAUUAUGCGACGUUGGGGGUGACGCUGAUCCAGACGCUCGAGAUCAUCAGCGGGUCGUCGUGGUCCCGACAUGUCAAGGAAGCGUACUUGACGGCGUAUUGCCUGCUCUUCUACCUCGUGCUGCCGGUGGUCGUGCGGUACGCCCCCGACCCGGUGCAAGAUUCCAUUCCGUGUGCCAUCACCAACGUCGACGUGGUGUCGUCCAAGGCGCGCCGUCUCACGCUCGCAUAUGACUUUCCGCUGCGGUUUCAACCCGGCGACGGGAUCCUCCUCGGCUCGGGCCACACCCAAGUGAUAUUUCCCAUCGCGUCGUUCCACGACCGGGCCACGUCUGCCCUGGACAUUUGCGUCGACGUGGCCACGUCCGACUGGCUGUGCCGCCAAGCCAUGGACUCGAAGCUCAAGCUGUUCUGGGUCGCGUCCAACGUCAACUUUGAGAUUGACACCCCCGACACCGGCCUUCCCACUGACGUAAUGCUCAUCAGCUACGGCAUCGGCGCCGCGCCUUUCGUCGCCAUGAUGCAAGGCCUGCACAGCGUCAAGGACUCGUAUCGCGGCCGGGUCGUCGCAUUGCAGUGCGCGCCGACGUUUGAUGACAUCGCCGCGUUCCAAUCACGGCAGGGGGACCUGAAUGCGUGGGACCAAUGCUCGAUUCACUAUGCAUCGAAAGUCACGGCAGAAACGUUCCUCGAAAUAGCGCCCAACUCGCUCGACCACGUCGACGUCAUCGUGAACGGUCCCAAGGACUUUGUCACCGCCGUCGCCAAGGUGUACGUUGCGGCGGGAGGGAGAAAGCUCAUCCGAGUGUACGGGUUCGACAAUCCGAGGCAUAGGCGGUAGUGGUAUCAUUUACACUACGUUGAUAUCGUAUUCGAUCAUGAUGGGGGAUGAAGGGGGCGCAGACGUGAAGAACCGGCGAAGGGGAAAUGAUGGAUGCAGUUAUGGCAUUAAUUAUCAUCGACGACUCGGGGGGGGUCAAAUCGGG
Molecule: messenger RNA, 1440 nt
Organism: Aphanomyces astaci
Lineage: Eukaryota; Oomycota; Saprolegniomycetes; Saprolegniales; Verrucalvaceae
Exons: 1
Coding region: 27-1295 (422 amino acids)
Biological process (GO): nitric oxide catabolic process; cellular response to nitrosative stress
Cellular component (GO): intracellular anatomical structure
Molecular function (GO): oxygen binding; heme binding; nitric oxide dioxygenase [NAD(P)H] activity
Source: RefSeq, a predicted model, not a curated record